CGUGGCUCUAUAUACAAAAUGAGGGGCUAAUACCGUGAUUGAUUCCUGUCAGUCUAGUGCAGGAGGAGUUUGAUAUACUGGAGCUUCAGAGAGAGGUGCUUUACAAUUUCUCUGGUGAAGAUCUUUGUGAUUUGAGCACCAUCUGUGUGUGACUGGGAGCAAUUCUCCAGUCCUCCUCUCUCUCCUACUGUAGGAUAAAGGCUCAGAUGCAGCAGGAGUCUCCAACUGCAAGCACAGUCAGCAGACAGCAGAGCCUGUACAAACACAAACACACAUCACUAUUAGCACAAUCCCUGAGACAGACAGAAGCGCAGGGUGCACACAGGCACGAAUUUACCCAGUUCUUCUCUUGGCUUUCACACAGGAUUUGCUACAGGUGACAAACUUCUUCGUUCUUGCGUCUCGUGAGUUCCUGUGCAGGAGCCAUUGGAUUCUCACACAGCGUCCAAACAGUCAUACAGAGGUCCUGCAAUCUCUUCAUAUGAUCUUCUGAACGUCAACCAUGAACACUAUAUAGACAGGAUCACUCUGUUGGCGAGAAUAUAUGCAAAAAUGGAGCAAGAUUGCUCCGAGCUCCCCAAUAUUACAGAGUAUUGGUCAGCUUCAAUAUCUCCGUUUGACAAUUUGUCCAUGUUGGUACCCACCAACAUGUCCAGCAACGUCACCAUGCCAUUUUAUGACAUGACAAGCAAUGCCGUCCUAACCUUUAUUUACUUUGUUGUGUGUAUUGUUGGACUGUGUGGCAACACUUUGGUCAUCUACGUAAUUCUCCGUUACGCCAAGAUGAAGACAAUCACCAAUAUAUACAUCCUUAAUCUGGCAAUUGCAGAUGAGCUCUUUAUGCUCGGCUUGCCUUUUCUGGCGAUGCAGGUUGCCUUGGUCCACUGGCCAUUUGGCAAAGUUAUUUGCAGAAUUGUCAUGACUGUAGAUGGACUAAACCAGUUUACAAGCAUUUUCUGCCUGACAGUAAUGAGCAUAGAUAGGUAUCUUGCAGUGGUUCAUCCCAUCAGGUCAGCCAAAUGGAGGAGACCUCGGACAGCUAAAAUAGUCAAUGCUGCUGUGUGGACCAUCUCUCUUUUGGUAAUAAUGCCUAUUAUGAGUUAUGCUGGAGUGCAAAGUUACCACGGAAUAAGCAGUUGCACUAUAAUCUGGCCUGGAAAGUCUAACAUCUGGUAUACUGGCUUCAUAAUCUAUGCGUUUAUUCUGGGAUUUCUGGUUCCACUUAGCAUAAUUUGCCUUUGCUAUCUCUUCAUCAUCAUUAAAGUGAAGUCCUCUGGGAUCAGAGUAAGUUCUUCUAAGCGUAAAAGGUCAGAGAAGAAAGUCACCAGAAUGGUGUCUAUAGUGGUGGCAGUUUUCAUCUUCUGUUGGUUGCCCUUCUACAUUUUUAAUGUUUCAUCUGUCUCUCUAUUGAUUGUGCCAAAUCCAGGCAUUAAGGCUAUUUGGGACUUUGUGGUGGUUCUGAGCUAUGCCAAUAGCUGUGCCAAUCCUAUACUGUAUGCCUUCCUCUCCGAUAACUUUAAAAAGAGUUUUCAGAAUGUCUUGUGUUUAUCUAAAGUGAGUGGCGUGGAUGAAGGAGACAGAAGUGACAGCAAGCAAGAUAAAUCCCGACUAAAUGAAACCACAGAAACUCAACGCACUCUACUUAAUGGAGACCUCCAGACCAGCAUCUGAGUAUGGGUCACUAGCAAGCAACACUAAUGUGAGGCCAGAGACUACCAACUGAGCUACUCUGAGGGGAAACAUCUGAACAAAAUAUCUAAAAAAGAGCAGGUCAAAUUUGUAUGUUGAGAAUUGUUCAACAAUCACUAUACUAUACAGUUAUAUUAUCUACAUGUGUCAAAAUGGAAGUGUGUAUUAAUAUUUAUGUGAUGUACAUAGCCUUCUUAUGAGGCCUUCACUGCCAGAACUGUAUGAUGUCUACCAAGUUUUAGAGCACAGCGGCCUCUCUUUCUUGCCUGCUCAUUGAAUCUUUGCCUGUAAAAAUGAAAGACACCUAUGCCAGCUUUAUGGUGGAUCUAAAGAGCUCAACAUGUCAAAAUUGGGAAAUAAUGAAGGUCCCAGAAAACAGAAGGCAAUAAUACUCCAUCAAGAGCAUGUCUUCUUUGAUUUUACAGUAAAGUUUGGUACACCAAAAUAACGAAUAACCCAAACUAUAUAUCUAUUGAUUUUAUCCAGUGCAGUAUCCUAAAUGCUUUCCAACAACGGAGGAGACCAAAUUCAGUGGGACAUCUUCUACCUUUUAAUGUGUCCUAAAAUAGACCAAGUGCACCUGUUUCUACAAAUCUACAAAUCAGUGCCGAUACAAAAAAUAAAAUAUAUCUAAAUUCUUCACCUGGACCUAAUAUUGUCUUUGGCACAACAUGGCCUUAUUACUAAUCAUAUUACUUUUUGAACAGAUACAAGAGCUCCUUCAUUUUGACUUUUUUUUUUUUUUUUUUUUGAGGAAAAUGUUGGAUGCCGAUUGAUUGUUGGUUUUCUACUUUCUAAAUGUUAUUGCAAUUGCCUACUGUAAGGUGGGGUAACUGGCAUACCUGCAGCUGUAACUGAUUGAAAAGAUGAAUUGACUGACUGAUGGUGUUGGGAGUUGUCACACUUUAACAGCACUUGGGGACCUGGUUAACUUACCCAAGUUAUGGUUAACUUUUAGCACCCCAGCAUGUGCUAGUACUCCAGUUUACCAAUAAUCAUAAAAGGAAUGAUGUAAUACACCUAUGCGGUGCUCUAUUCACCACUAACAUAUCCUAUACCUCUGUUACAUUUAGAUGGGCAUGUCCAACUUUUCGCCAUUAGGAAAAUAUGAGCUUACACGUGGAAGAGUAGCAAUCUUUGUUCGUCUGUCGUUGUUCUGAAUUAAAAUCCUGUUCAGACAAUGGCAGAGGUAAAAUUUAGAGACCUGAUCUCCAAAUUUUGUGCUGAUUUAGACCUCGAGAACAGUCUCUCUAAAAUCUCCAAAUUUUGUGCUGAUCUAGACCAUGAGCACAGUCUUCAAACAUUCUCAUUUCUGCAUCUUCUACAAACAGCCUUCAUGUACACAAUAAGUGGCCAACAGACAAACCCGCGACAUUAACCUCUAUUGCAUGUUUAUAGUUACACCAUUUUGUAGGAUAUAUACUAUUUUACUAAUAUCAUAUAUCAUAUAUAUACACGUAUAUAGUUAGCAAUAACUAGAAUUAAAGUGGACAUCAGAAAUAAAGCAAAACAAAAAAUGUUUUAGAAUGUAUUAAAUUGUGUUAAUACACUUAUAUAUGCAGGGGUAUCACGAAUUGCACUUUAAUUGUCUAGAAAUAAGCCUUGCAUCUUGCAUUAAUAAAUGAGAAGACAAUCCAAGACAGUUCAUCCCAUGAAAGCAGCUUCUAGAAGCUGUUCCGGUGAGAGGACAAACAUUUUUUUAAAUGAUUCUAGCCUGGGACUGUAUUUUUAGAAUUUAAACCAUGUAUUGAAAUGUGUAUCCCCACUAGAAAGUUCUAGACAUAUUAAACAAAAACAAAACUUUGACAGCAGUCUGUUCCACUGAAUAAAUUUAAAGAUUGAUUUUUCAGCGCCAGCUGUAUGGCUGGAUCAGACAGGGCAGACAGACAUGUCGAUGUAACAGACAAGGCUGUUCUUGGAUCAUGGUACUUGAUGUGGUGCACACAAAGUACCAUCAAAUCAAGUCAAACAUCUUUGGAGAUGGAGAUGGAGAUGGUUUUAUAUAAAGAUUUAUUCCAGAGGCCAAGUAACACACUUGGAGUAAUCAGCAGAAAUCUUCAUUUUGCUUUCAUGGUGAUAGCUAUAAUUUUAUAAAGUUGCCCCAGAAAGGCUCUUUAUACAAAACUUUAUAGUCAGCAGCAAUUGGAAGACCAAAGGCAAGAUGUGGCAUUGACACUAACCAACUGCUCUCCCGUGUCUGCAGUGUAGAACUUCCUAUGGUGGACAUCACAGACAGUACCAGUUUUGAUUGCUGCUGAUAUUGGAAUAUUACGAUUAUGGAGUUACGAUUCUGGAUGCCAACGCCUUUCUGAUAGAGGAUUGGUUGAGAACUGGGGACAGCCAAUUCAUGAUCAAUAACUUUGGAGAAAAGUUAUCUUUCAGCUAAAGUGCAAUUUUUCCAGAUUUUACAUAAGCUGAACUUCGCACUCAUUGCACUGCACCAACUAAUUUUUUUCACAUUGUUGACCUCAUCAAAAUUAAAUGUGUGGCUAAUAAACAUGCACCCAGUGACAUGCUUGCAUAGCUAAUGUGUGGACAUGAUUUAGCCAUCACCAUCAUAAGAUUAUGUUGGAACAAUUUGCACUUCAUUUUAUUUUCCCUGAAACAUUUCGC
Messenger RNA from Pelobates fuscus (common spadefoot toad), 4302 nucleotides. RefSeq names its product somatostatin receptor 2 (gene SSTR2). Gene Ontology annotation, molecular function: neuropeptide binding; somatostatin receptor activity. NCBI's taxonomy places the organism in Eukaryota, Metazoa, Chordata, Amphibia, Anura, Pelobatidae. Bases 553 to 1671 code for a protein of 372 amino acids. Gene Ontology annotation, biological process: cellular response to glucocorticoid stimulus; neuropeptide signaling pathway; cellular response to estradiol stimulus. Gene Ontology annotation, cellular component: plasma membrane; neuron projection. The transcript has 3 exons. The record is from RefSeq and is a predicted model, not a curated record.